GAUCGAGGGGAUGUGAUUGGAAGGAGGAAGUUUUGGAUGUGCUAGGAAGUGUAGAAGCACUGAAAACAAAGCAAGAAAAGUAGGCCUAGAAUUUGGAUGUGCUGCCCGGGGAGGGAAGGGGGGCCAUGGAGAGAUUCGUUUGUUUCCCCUUAUAUCAGGGCUAUGGAAACCCCCUGGCCGUGGGCAGGCCCGCUCUCCCCAAGCAGAAACACCCUGGGCCUUCCACUUUCUUGGUGGGCCCUGGGCAAGUGCCCGCCAACCCCGGUGACUACUUGGACAGUUACAAGCGGGCACAGCUCAAGGCCAUCCUGUCUCAGGUGAACCCCAACAUGAGCCUGCGGCUGUGCAAAGCAAACACCAAAGAUGUGGGGGUGCAGGUCAGCCCGCGGGCGGAUAAGUUCAUUCAAUGCUCCCUGGGGCCUCGGACCCUGCACAGCGGCUCCCCCUGCGAAGGCGUCAGCCCCUCCGGCCUCUCCACAAGAGGUUUCUAUUCUCCCGUGCUGGGUCGAGGGUUCCUGCUUCGCCUCAACAAGCAAGAAGGCCAGGGGAAAGGGAAGUCCUCAGAGCCGGUGGAGUCCGGACCUCAGCCCUUUUCUCCAGAGGCAGAAGGGACCAAGGAGGCUGAGGAACAGCCACCCCAGCUGGAAGAGAAGCCCCAGGGGCAGGGAGAUGAAGAGACUGAUGCCCCAGGGCAGGAAACCCAAGAUGGGGAGGAUGAACUUCAGAAGGAGGGAAUUACUCUUCCCAGGAAGCCCACUUUCCAGUUUUUGGAACAGAAAUAUGGUUACUUUCAUUGUAAAGACUGUAAGACCAGGUGGGAGAGUGCUUAUGUCUGGUGUAUUUCUGGGACUAAUAAGGUUUAUUUCAAACAACUUUGUCGCAAAUGUCAAAAGAGCUUUAACCCUUAUCGAGUGGAAGGGAUCCAGUGCCAGACGUGUUCAAAGUCUCGCUGCUCCUGUCCGCAGAAGAAAAGACAUAUUGACCUAAAGAGGCCUCAUCGCCAGGAACUCUGUGGUCGCUGCAAAGACAAGAGACUCUCCUGUGAUAACAUUUACAGCUUUAAGUAUAUUGUCUGAAGACCAGUGAGGCUGAUGAUAGGGUCCUGGGGCUCCUUUUGUUGCAUUUUGUCUAUUCUUUUGUCAUUUGGCUUUGACCUGGCAUGGAAAAUGGAUUAGGCUUUUGUAUUUUUUUUGUAAAAUUUGUAGAAUGAAAACUGAAUAGUAUAAAUAGAAUAAAAUAAAACUAACUCAUGUAAAAUUCA
Messenger RNA from Antechinus flavipes (yellow-footed antechinus), 1261 nucleotides. RefSeq names its product zygote arrest 1 like (gene ZAR1L). Gene Ontology annotation, molecular function: mRNA base-pairing post-transcriptional repressor activity. The transcript has 4 exons. NCBI's taxonomy places the organism in Eukaryota, Metazoa, Chordata, Mammalia, Dasyuromorphia, Dasyuridae. Gene Ontology annotation, biological process: translation. Gene Ontology annotation, cellular component: cytoplasm. The record is from RefSeq and is a predicted model, not a curated record. Bases 126 to 1076 code for a protein of 316 amino acids.